This is a messenger RNA of Chiloscyllium plagiosum (whitespotted bambooshark), 3998 nucleotides long. The record is from RefSeq and is a predicted model, not a curated record. NCBI's taxonomy places the organism in Eukaryota, Metazoa, Chordata, Chondrichthyes, Orectolobiformes, Hemiscylliidae.
CCGCGAGCCGCGCUCGAGCCGACCGUCGUCCACCUACGCGCGAGAUUGUCCCGGCGAAGCUCGCCGCGCCUUUCGCCCGGAGCCCACCCAUACUCCUCCUUCUCCUUCUCCUCCUCCUCCUCCCCCCCCACUUUCAGUCCUUUCAUACCGUGGGGGGUGGCCGCAGGUUCGAGUCGCGGGAGGAGGGGAAGUUUAAAAAAAACAUUUUUUUUUAAAUGUGUCUGUAUAAUCCGCUUUAUUCCGAAGUAGUUUUUUUUUGGAUGAGCUCCCGGAUGUUGGCGCAUGGAUAUCUCGCCGCCUCUCCAAUGUGCUGGUGUUGAAGAGAGUAAAUAUGUCGGCCGCUGGGAAUGCAUUUGUCACGGUGUAAGCAGGAUCGGUGAAGGUUUGCUGUUGGCCCGAGCCCUCUGAAGUUUUGCGGGAGAUAUCUAACUGCUGCGAAAGGGCGGAGAGAUUUGCGGCGUCGGCGGUGGUUUUUUUUUCAGUCCUGCUUCACUUCCCUUGAAUGUUGACUUUCGGAUGCUCAGCGAAGAGGGGUGUUUUAAUUUGUCAAAAUGAAUCCUCAGCAGCAGCGAAUGGCAGCCAUAGGGACGGACAAAGAACUCAGCGACUUGCUGGAUUUCAGUGCGAUGUUUUCCCCGCCUGCAUCUAAUGGAAAGAACCGACCAACCACAUUAGGAAGCAACCAGUUUGGGGGCACAGGUUUGGAUGAGAGAACAGGUCCUGGUCCAUGGGCAACAAGCACACAGAGUAGUAGUCCAUCAACAUAUGAACAGCCCAGGGGCUAUGGUGAAGGUUCCCACUAUGGUGAUCAUGUAUCCAAUAGAGAGCUGUCAUCACAUGAUGGCAUAUCAUCAUCAUCUUUCAUAAACCCUGGUCUUGUUGUCAAAAAUACUGAGAGAGUUCCUUUCCCACCCUUUGGAAGAGAUUCUGCCAUGUCAAGUUUAAAUCAGGGAAGUUUUCUGAACUCUGAAAUGGGAAUGGCCAAUUCGGGAGCAGUAUCGCCAACUGGAGUCAAACCAGGAUCUCAGUAUUACCCCUAUACCAGCAAUCCUCGAAGACGGCCCGUGCAAGAAGCGAGUAAUUUAGAAUCCCAACCCAAGAAAGUUCGAAAGGUACCUCCUGGCCUUCCUUCUUCGGUCUACGCAUCAACAUCAACUGAAGAAUAUAGCAGAGAUACAUCUGGGUAUUCUUCAUCCAAACCUUCAGGUUCUGUGUUUCCAGGAUCUUUCUAUAUUCAAGAUGGUAUUCACAAUGGUCCUGAUGUUUGGACCUCAUCUAGUGGAAUAGGCCAGCCAGGAUAUGGAAAUUUGAUGGCAAAUUCUUCAUCCCAUUUGUCCCAAUCUGGUGGCUACAGCAACCUUCAUUCACAGGAACGCCUGAGCUACCCAAUACACAGUGUGCCAUCAACAGAAGUUAACGGAAGUCUUCCAUCUUUGUCUGGUUUCCAUUGUUCCAAUAAUGCAGGUUCAACUGCAUAUGGUGUUUCAUCUCACACACCACCAAUCAGUGGGACAGAAACCAUCAUGACUAACAGAGGAAGCUCAGCUGGCAGCCCACAAACCUGUGAUGCACUGGGAAAGGCUCUAGCUUCGAUCUAUUCACCAGAUCACACCAGCAAUAACUUCCAUUCAAAUCCAUCAACACCAGUUGGGUCCCCACAGGCAAUUGCAGUGUUGUACUCCCUGUAUGAUUCUGAAUUGCUAAGUAUGCUCAAGCCGUUUACUGUGUUUUGGUGUAAUGGCUUCACUCGGUUAUUGGCUUCUAUUUCCAAAAGUUUGUCAAAACAAGUUACAGAUAUAUGGUCAAUCAAUAACAAUUUUUUAAAAACUUUGAGCCCUUCAUUUCUUUCUAAACAGCAGAAUAAAAUGGAGGAUCGACUAGACCGACUGGACGAUGCCAUCCAUGUUCUACGAAGUCAUGCUGUUGGAUCUGCAACUACCAUGCCUGGUGGCCAUGGUGACUUGCAUGUGUUAAUAGGACCAUCACACAAUGGCCCAGUUGGAGGUAUAGGCUCAGGAUUUACACCCGCAGGACUGAUGUCAGCCAACAGGCAUUCAAUGGUUGCAGCUCAUGAAGAAAGUGCAGGAAUAUCUAGUAAUGCCAGUGUUCUGCCUAGUCGUGCACUCCCAUCACAAACUACUGCACUGUCAGACCUGAAUCGACCACAAGAAACCUAUAGUGGAAUGACCAGUGGUCUUCAGAGAUCAAGUGUUAGUCAAUCUAGCACUGAUAUUAAACGAGAAGAAAAGGAGGAUGAUGAAAAUCACAAUUCCUCUGGUUCUGAAGACAAAUCAGAAGAUGAGAGGAAAGAUUCCAAAAUGUCAUCAAGGGCAUCAAGAACAAGUCAUGAUGAAGGCUUUACAGGCGAAGAAAAAGAAAUGAAGGACCGUGAAAGGCGAAUGGCAAAUAAUAUGAGGGAGCGAAUUCGCGUCAGAGACAUUAAUGAGGCUUUCAAAGAGUUGGGUCGCAUGUGUCAGAUGCACUUAAAAACUGAUAAAGCUCAGACCAAACUGAUCAUCCUACAGCAGGCCGUCCAGGUCAUUCUCUGCCUUGAACAGCAAGUACGAGAACGUAAUUUGAAUCCUAAAGCUGCCUGCCUUAAACGAAGGGAAGAGGAGAAGGUAUCUGCAGUUGUAGGAGAACAGCCACUGCCCCUUUCAGCUGCGCAUCCUAGUCUGGGAGAUAAUCACAAUGCAGUGAGCCACAUGUAGGAGCUCUUUCUGCCUGGUAUAACUGAAGUUGUUGAGCAAGAGGGGGCACAUCAUCUGUCAUCUUUCUCUAUAAGGAAGAAAUCUUGUUCUGCCAAAAAGAUGAUAAACUGACGAAUCCUUUCUGGAUCAGAAUUGCAAAUGUGAAUCCAUGCAUUUGCCAUAUCUAUCGAAUAAAGGGGGGGAAGUCGACAUAUAUCGUUGAAGUACUGGAUCUCUGUGCUGCAAAAAAAGGUUUUUUCUACAGCCCAAAGAAAAAAUCUUCCCCACAGUGGAAAAAAGGAGUUAGUGCCUAAGCUUACUUUAAAUCCCAGUAUGUUUUAAUGAAACUUACAAGGAUGUGAGGUUGUUUUGGAACAAAAUUUCAGAAGUCCUUUUUUGCUUGUUUUGUAAGCAAUUGGUCUUUUUGUUUUAAAAAGAGAACUUUUGGUGUCCUUGGUUUGCAGCAUUCCCAGCAAAAAUAUUUGUCUUACUCAAUUGACGCUCAACCACUCCAUAUCUCCCUGGUAGUUGGCUGGGAGGAAUUGUUAGCCAAUGGACAAAAUAUUCUACAGAUCUUCUCUUGCCCUGCCUAUAUGAUCAGGUAUAUCUGGAGGGCCAACAAAAUGAGUGCAUUACAAAAGCUAGUUCAUUCAUUUGUAGGGAGUUAUUUUAUGUAUGAUGAGCAAAACUAUAUUUUUGCAUUAUUAGACUUUACAUUGUAGUUUUUUAAGAUAGCUGGGCAUAGUGUGUACUUAGAAAUUGAAAGGUCUUUGAAGACUUUCAUGUUGCAACAGGAAAUGUUGCAGAUUCUAGGUCUUGUAUGACUAUAGGUUUGUCAUGGACUUAUUCAAGAGUGGGAAAAAUUUCCACCUUUUUCUAGGAUUCCUGCACAAUGAACUGUUAAAAUGUUUAAAAUUCAUAUGAAUUGGUUGUGGAAUCUAAUAAGGAUGUGAGCAACUUGUGUAUCAGUGGCUUGCAUUAUGCCAAGCUGAAUUCAUUUCUGCAGCCGCCUGUGUACUGUGGAAACGAACCCAUUACAAAUAAAACACGGAAUCAGUCUUCCACUGAACAUAUUCACAGACUUUCACCAGCCAAGCAGAAGACAGUACUUUUGACAUAACUUUUUUUUUAUUUUUAAAAAUAAAAGAUGUGAACAAGUGGAAAACGGGCAAUGAAACCGUGGGACUGAAUGAACAAAAGUUUUUGACAUUUUUGGGUAAUAUGCCUGACAUUUCUAAAACUGCAUUAAGUAUUGUGCAGUGACAUUUCUCAGCUCAUUUUGAGUAUUGCAGAUGUAUGUAAUAGUUU